Paramuricea clavata is the source of this 2026-nucleotide messenger RNA. The record is from the annotation of a GenBank genome assembly. NCBI's taxonomy places the organism in Eukaryota, Metazoa, Cnidaria, Anthozoa, Malacalcyonacea, Plexauridae.
AUGCCAAACCCCAAAUAUGCCACAUCCACUCCUGAGAAGAACAAACCAUUAUCUAAAAAACAUCCAUUAACACCAUCAGCCAAAGAGAGGGAACCGGCAAUGAAACAACGAGUACCUAAUGUAGAUAGAGUUGUGUCAUCCACAAGUCAGCCUUUGAUUGAUAAAGGUACAAACAACUUAUCAGGUUUUGAUAUCAAGCAGAGAAAAGCCUCACUAGUAUCCAUAGUGAAUGAAAAUUAUGAACUCAGUACGGAUGAGAACAGUAUUGUCACACAAGCUGAUAUGUUGCAGGCUCUUGGUCUAAAGUCAGAUGACAAAUCUAGGCUCACAAAAGCAGUUAUGGAGGUGUUUCCAGGUUGUAAAUUGUCAAGACGUCUCGUACAUUUAAGUGAUACAACUAGAGAAACCAUUUAUUCUAAAAUCAUUAGAAGGUAUUCUUUUCCAAAUAUGUUGUUUCCAGAAAACAGUGGUGUUGAUAACAUUAACAAGGCUAUAAGAAGGCUGCAAGAGGAACAGCAAACUGUCAGCAAUGAGAUGGAAAAUGAGAUGUCAAAGAAGGAAGACCAAUGGAAUACUGGUUAUCUACGAUUACUUUUUGAACGACAAAAGAACAUAAGUAAAGAUAUUAACAGAUUCACAGAAGGCUUAAUCAAUUUAUACGAAGGCGAAAUGGCAAAAUGGGUUGAAAGAGAUGAGUCACCGACACUUUCAAAAGCCAUUAAAGAUGAUAUUGCUGGUGAAGUUGAAAAAUUUAAGGAAAUGUUUAAUCUUGGUCUCACCACCUCGACAGAAAUUGAAAUCAAUGGAUCAUUAUUUUCUAAUUUAUCAACAAAGUUGACAGAACAAUGUCCUUUACUUUUUGAAAUAAUCGAAAGUCUUCUUUUGGUUUCGAGUGAUGGACAUACCCAAACUGGUAGGCGAGUCCAUAGUGCCAGCCAUGCAAUGGCAAUAUUGUGCAGCCUUAGCAGUCAAAAGUUGACCAAUGAUUUUAAAAUAUUGUUUACAUUGUUAUGUAUCUCUUAUGGUGCUGGGAUGAGGUUUGUGGAAUUGCUUAACCACGUUGGACUGACAAUUAGCUGGAAAAAAGCGAUGCAAGUUCUGGAUCAAAGAAUGAUCAAAAUGAAAGAAAAAAUUUUAAAACUUACACCAACUGACAUUGCCAUAAUUUUACUAAUGGACAAUAUCAACAUUUACAAGGGUAAACAAAAGCACUUACAGAUUUUUAAAGAAAUAACACCAUCCAUGUGGAAUUUUACAGGGAGAGCUAUCAUCAUUCAGUUUGUAUUGGACAAUGUUAAAAUGCAACUAAAAAGUAAGCGUGAUUCACUACAAAGCCAAAAAGAUGUUCUGAAAAUAUCUUCUGACAUUUUGUACGAUCCAAAAAAAAUGAUUCAGAUAAAGUAUUUGAGAACUAUAAAGAUAACUAUGUUUUGUCUGCUAUGGACAAGGUAUUAAACUUUUUGCCAAAUACAAACAAAAGCCUUGAAAAGAUGAACGAGGUGGAAUUCAAUAAAUGGUUGGUCAAUUCGGAUCUUACAAGGUUGAGAAAAAAGUAUAAAAUCAACGUGCUAGAGCCAGAUGAACUGUUGGACACCACGCAUAGCUUAAGAAAGACUGAGGCCUAUGUUUUACCAUUAUCACUUGAAGAUAAUAGUACAAUAUCAGGAACAGCUGCUAUCCUCAAGGAGUUUGAGAAUGAGUUUGAUCUACAUUCUGGAGGAACUAGUCCUGAGUUUAUACCUUUCAAUACCACCAAUUGUUCAUUUGAUGUUGAUCAAGCCCGAUCACGGUACGAACAUAUGAUAUCACAGGCAAAACAUGUUGCUGACAUGGCUGGUUAUGAAGCAACUUUGGCGAGUAAAGAAACGCAUCUGGAUGGUAUAAUGUCUGAUGAAACCCCAGUUUCUGACUCAAAUAUCAGAACAGGUGAAGAAGAAGACUCGGAUGGAUCUGAUGGUGAAACAGAAACUAUUGAAAACUCUGUUGCAAAUGACAGAUCCUGUACAUUAGACAGUGAAAGACGGAG